Messenger RNA from Prunus armeniaca (apricot), 225 nucleotides. The record is from the annotation of a GenBank genome assembly. Lineage: Eukaryota; Viridiplantae; Streptophyta; Magnoliopsida; Rosales; Rosaceae.
AUGCCAACAAUUGGUAACAUGCCCCAUAUCCCUACCGAGCCAUUGACGCCGAUCUGGGGACUUGAUCUAAUCGGCCCAAUGUCGCAAGGUAAAGGCCAGGUCAAGUACGCUGUGGUAGCCGUGGAUUACUUCACCAAAUGGGUCGAAGUAGAAGCUUUGGUGACCAUCACAACAGCAAGAAUGGAAGACUUUGUUUGGACCCACAUCUACCUCGGAUCUCUUUAG